Messenger RNA from Sodiomyces alkalinus F11, 1516 nucleotides. Its product is annotated as aflatoxin B1 aldehyde reductase member 3. The transcript is spliced from 5 exons. The coding region runs from base 422 to 1516 and encodes 364 amino acids. The record is from RefSeq and is a predicted model, not a curated record. NCBI's taxonomy places the organism in Eukaryota, Fungi, Ascomycota, Sordariomycetes, Glomerellales, Plectosphaerellaceae.
AUGAUGAGGUCUAAUGACGUCUUUGGCACGACAGAGCACGCCAGCGCGAGAUCCGAUAGUCGGGUCAUCAAUCCCAGCCCCCUGGGACUCUCCAAGGGCGACAAGGCGGGGGUUCUCAGUAUUGUACGCAUCGUCGUGUUGUUCGUAAAUGAGGGGUUCGACAUCGGAGUUAGAGGAUUCGUCGACCGGGGUUUGCGGGGCUUAGAAGGUUUUCCUCAUGGAGAAACGAGAGAUGCACAUAAGAAGCUGUUCGAACCAUUGGACUGUGUCCCACAUUUCGAUUCUUCUUGUCCUCACCUACUUAGAUAAAAGAACCUGAGGUACUUGUGUGUCCCUCCUUCCCUUCCACCUUCCUUCACGUCUACUAUUACGCCGGCCAAGAAGAACGAAAACAAAGAAAGAAAGUAAACAAACGUCCAACAUGCCUCUCAUCGCACAGAACCCGAAAGACCGCAUCAUCUUGGGUCUCAUGACUUUCGGGCCCAAUGAGAACCAAGGCGCUCGCAUCACUGAUCUGAAUACAUUCAACAAGGCCCUUGAUGUCUUCCAGGCUCGUGGCUAUAACGAAGUCGAUACGGCGCGGAUGUAUGUUGGGAAACAGCAGGAGGCUUUCACCCGGGAAGCGAAGUGGAAGGAGAGGGGGUUGACCUUGGCCACCAAGGUUCAAUAUCCAGCCGAACCCGGGACGUAUGCUGCCGAUAAGGUGCUAGACUCAGUUGAGACAAGCUUGAAAGAACUCGGGACCGACUGUGUUGAUAUCCUAUAUCUCCAUGCAGCGGACCGCGCAACGCCCUUCGCCGAAACGCUCGAGGCGAUAGACAAGCUCCACAAGGCCGGCAAGUUCGUCACUUUCGGGUUGAGCAACUUUACGGCAUUCGAAGUGGCCGAGGUGGUGUUGACGUGCAAGUACAACGGCUGGGUCCGUCCGACGGUAUACCAAGCCAUGUACAACGCGAUCACGCGCAACAUCGAAGCCGAACUGAUCCCCGCGUGCCGUCGGUACGGCUUGGAUAUCGUGGUGUACAACCCCCUCGCGGGCGGCCUGUUCUCGGGCAAGAUCAAGUCCCAAGACAUCGUACCGACGGAAGGACGGUUCUCGGACGUGAACCCAAUGGGGGCCAACUACCGCAAGCGGUAUUUCCGGGACAGCACGUUCAGGGCGUUGCAGACGGUCGAAGCGGCCGUGGAAAAGCACGGGCUUAGUGUCAUCGAGACGGCGCUACGGUGGACGGUGCAUCACUCGAGGCUCAAGAUCAAAGACGGCAACGACGGGAUUCUGAUCGGGGUUUCGAGCGUCUCGCAGCUCGAGGUGAACCUCGAUCAUCUCGAGAAGGGUCCGUUGCCGGAUGAGGUCGUGCAGGCGCUGGACGAAGCUUGGUACAUUGCGAGGGCGGACACCACCAAUUACUGGCACCUGGAUCUGUCAUAUACCUACGACACGCGGGAGGCUUUGCAGGAAUCACAGUGCCUUGCCCCGGGGAUGUGGCACCAGAUCGUCAAGACAAAGAUCAGAUAA